UGAUCCCAUAUUAUUUGACAUAUGUGAUUUUGAAUCUCCUUCUGAAGUGUAUCCUAUACCGUUACUUCUAUUCAUCUACUUUUUCAGUUGCUUUUCUCCUCAUUUUCCAACCACAAGUACUUGGCACUUUACACUUUACACUUGGGCAUUGGCGGCGGUGAUGAUAGUGGUGGUAGUGAUGCCAGUCAGGCUGCUUUGGUCGCCUUCUAGCGUCACCUCCUACCCACCCCCCCAAGCUACCUGCCUAACCUACCUUGCAAUCUGCACCCACUGCCACCGCCUGUAGAUCUCCUUCGCCAUAGGCGCGGAGACGAGGUGCAUUGGUGGCUGUUGCAGCUACACAAAAAACCUGUGACUCUUCCGCUGAAAGCCGCUAUAUGACAUGGUUUGCACACUUCCCGGUCCUGUAUCCGCUUGUGGGACACGAAUGUUAUACAACCAAGAUUCUAGUAUCUCUUCUUUGACGAUAGAAACCCCUCCUCAGCCGCCUUCUGUACUUGGCGGCUUCUCUGCGCCUUUGCUCAAUAGCAACACUACAACGGGGUACUCCCCUGAUACGGGAUCUUUCUAUUCCCCAGCCUCACAAAUAUUUUCUGGGAUAGACGUCAGGCAACCACGCCUGGGUUCUAAUAGCACUUCAUCCACGGGCAUGGCACAUGCCAAUCGCCCCACUGCGCUACCAACUCCAGCAUACAACGUUAGAGAGCUCUACUCCGGACCGAGUCCAUCCUUCAGAAGGGCAGGGGAGCAUACAAGAUCACCUUCGUUUGCAACGCCGUUGCGACGCCUUCCUCUAUCGCCAACUCCUAGUCCUAGCAUCGGCUUUACGAGUCCCGUCAGAAUGGAUGCUAGUCAGUACGGCAAAGCUACGGGAUCACAUAUCCCACCGUUGUUGACUAUGACUUCCAAUGGUCAGCUAUCUCACAGUGACUCUGCCACACCCAUCAAGAUCGAUAUUCAUGGGACCAUUGACAAGGGAUUCUUUAUGUCGGAAGGGGACUGGACAUGCUACAGGAGGAACUAUUUCUCUUGUAUCUGUUCUUACAGUUUAACCCCAUAUUAUCCCAACAGCACAAUGCAGUAUGUUCCUAAUGGAUCAUCUACAUCGUAUCAGGUAUUUGGGUUUGCCAUGAGCAUUUCCGCAGUCGUCUCAGACAGCGAUUCACACACUAUCGAUUUAGUACAGCAUACACCAAAGAGAGACAAGGGUCCAGUACAAAAACCCGAAAAGGUGAGACUCACUCCAAAGCAACCCCAACAAACGCCACACCCGCUUCUCUACCAGGACCAUCAUAGCAUGUCUGGUGGAUCUCGGCCAUUGUACGAAGCCGGUUAUGGGCAAAGCACCCAAGGAUCAUACCCAAGCGAGCAUACGUUUGAAAGGAUCCAAUUCAAACAAGCGACUGCGAACAACGGCAAACGGAGAGCGGCCCAGCAGUAUUAUCAUUUGGUGGUUGAAUUGUAUGCGGACGUCGGCAACCAAGCACAAGAUCAGUUCCUGAAAAUUGCGCAGCGAAAAUCGGCGAAGAUGAUAGUACGUGGUCGAUCCCCCGGCCAUUACCAGACAGAACGGCGCGGCAGUACUAGUAGCGGACCUGGCGGACAAGGCGGGAUGGGCUAUCCCGGAUCUCAAGUUCUUGGAUCAGAGUACGGCACAGGUGGUGGAUCUUCAUUGCUCUCUGGCUCGUAUACUGGUGGUGGGGGGUACGAUACUCGGCCAGGGCAUUACGGGGCAACGCGACACCACGAAUUGCCAAUGGAGCCAAUCAUACCGACAGAAGACGCGAAGGCCAUUGACAAUGCUAAAGAGUACCAAUAUUAUCCAUCGACGAUAUAUGAGGGUACCGAUUCAAGACAGGGCGUUGAGAUGUUUUCCCACCGAAGCGAACCGGAGAAUUUAAUGCCUUCGGCGCCCGCAACGGUCGACCCGACGACUUCAAAGGUCAAGCACGAAUACGAAGGCACCCUCCCUAGCAUCUUCUACAAUCCCGGGAGUUCCUACUACCCUCGCAACUGCAGCCGAUUUGAAGGUAAACAGACCUCAACGGGGUACUACCCAACGAUGCCGGCUAUGCUCCCCCAGUCCGGUUGAGGAAAGCGCAGGACUCAAACGAUAAAUGUGGUUCGAAUAUGAACUGGCUUAUCUACGCGGCAUGGUCGGUUGAAUUUUUUGUAAUCGC
Hypoxylon fragiforme is the source of this 2180-nucleotide messenger RNA. RefSeq names its product p53-like transcription factor. NCBI's taxonomy places the organism in Eukaryota, Fungi, Ascomycota, Sordariomycetes, Xylariales, Hypoxylaceae. Gene Ontology annotation, biological process: positive regulation of transcription by RNA polymerase II; meiotic cell cycle. The transcript has 3 exons. Gene Ontology annotation, cellular component: nuclear chromosome. Gene Ontology annotation, molecular function: DNA binding; DNA-binding transcription factor activity. The record is from RefSeq and is a predicted model, not a curated record. The coding region runs from base 383 to 2092 and encodes 569 amino acids.